UGGGUGCCAUUUUGGUUCCAUUUGAGCUUCUUAGAUGUGUCCUGUUCGUGGAGGUGACCGCGGCAGUUGAUAAACCCGGACGCAAUGGCCUGGUUGCGUGCAGUGAGGACGUUGUGCUCCGCGGCGACAGACACGGCAGUAGCUUCGAGCUCAGGCAGCAGAUGGGAGAGGCUGAAAAACAGCAAAGCGGGUGUGUGGUAUCGCAGCCUGAUCUCUGACUACAAGGAGGCAUCUCGGGAGGUGGUUGUUGGUUCACGGGAGCGACCAGUCAAAGCCUCCGUAUAUGCUUCUUUGCUUGCUGGGACCUGGGCCUGUUUCUACACUAAACCUGACCGCACAUCCUUUGAAGCCACCCUGCUGGAGUGCUCCAACCAGCUGGGCCUUCUGUCACCUUGGAUCCGCAAUGGGACCUCAGAUGGCCACGUAAAAAGUCUAGUGAAGCUUCGUAAUGAGGGCAGGCUCCGCCAUGCCAGUCUGGGUCUUCUCUCUCUGGUUUACCGUGCUGACUACGACCCAGACACCACACUGUAUGAGUCCCAGUGCUCAAAUCUGUCAGUACCCUGGAGGGAGCUCCCCGAGCGGAUGCUGGAUGUGGGCUUUGCAGGCCGCUGGUGGGUGCUGGACUCAAAGAUGAAGGACUAUGAUGUGAAUGAGGAAGAGUUCAAGCACCUUCCAGCACACAUGAAGUUAACAUCAUCACCCAGUGUUGAGGAAGUAGAAAGGAGCGAGAGGUUGCACAAAGAGUCCUGGUUGACACUUAACAUGGAAGAAGGGGAGAAAGAAACAAAUGUCAUGGACAGAAAAAAAGAGAGAGUUGGUUAAGAGAGCAAAAUACUGAAAGGGUAACAAGGUCAAGUGCUAUGUAGACUGCAGGAAAAAAACAUGCUGCAUGCAGUACCAUACAAGGGUAAUUAUUCUCAUAUUUAAUGCGUUAUUGGGUUAAAAAAAACACUUUCAGAUUACAUUUUCAGCCAUGAAGUUGUUUACUAGCAUCAUAAAGGGCCAAGGAAAGAGGACACAUCCACAGCUUUGUCUCAGCAAAGUAAAAGCAGCCCCCUUUAAACACUUGACGUUUAUUUAUUCCUGCCUGGUUUUUUAUUACAAAAUGAUGCAAAUCAUUAACACCUUGAACUACGAGUCAAAUAAAUCUCUCAGUUGUUUAAGUGUUUCGGCUGUUUAAAUAAUAUCUUUGUAUUGUUUUAUUCACUUGUCUCACACCUCUUAAUAACACAUUUACAGACCCACAGCCUUUGCUUUAUCAAGUUAGCAUUAUCAAUGCGAUUACUUUGUCCCCUUCUUUUCAACCUGUCUUGUUGUCUUUUAUUAAAUUUACUGUUUUUACUUA
Messenger RNA from Plectropomus leopardus (leopard coralgrouper), 1345 nucleotides. RefSeq names its product translocase of inner mitochondrial membrane 29 (gene timm29). Gene Ontology annotation, cellular component: TIM22 mitochondrial import inner membrane insertion complex. Gene Ontology annotation, biological process: protein insertion into mitochondrial inner membrane. NCBI's taxonomy places the organism in Eukaryota, Metazoa, Chordata, Actinopteri, Perciformes, Serranidae. The record is from RefSeq and is a predicted model, not a curated record.